Messenger RNA from Oryza brachyantha (malo sina), 3262 nucleotides. RefSeq names its product arginine/serine-rich protein PNISR. The record is from RefSeq and is a predicted model, not a curated record. The transcript has 14 exons. Lineage: Eukaryota; Viridiplantae; Streptophyta; Magnoliopsida; Poales; Poaceae. The coding region runs from base 19 to 2874 and encodes 951 amino acids.
CCCCGUUCCUCCGUCUCCAUGGACGCGUACAACCACCAGCGCCGCUUCCCCAGCUCCGGCGACGCGCCGCCGCCGCCGCCGCCGACGCAGCCACCUCCCUCCCACACGAACCCCCACUGGUACCCCGGCCCGGCUCCACCGCCGUACCCUCCUCCCCACGCCAACCACCCUUUCCCUCCUCAGCAUCACCAGUGGGGACCACCCCACGACCUCCAGCACCAACGCCACCCUCCGCCGCCGUAUGGGUACCACCCCUCUCUCCCUCCAAUGUCGAUGCAGCCGCCGCCGCCGCCGCCGCCUCCCGCGGCGGCGAACCCCUGGCCUCCCCACCACGCGGCUGCGCAGCCACCGCCGCCCAGCUACCCGCCACCGCCUCCGGGCCAGGCUUGGGCCAAUCAUUCGUGGGCUCAAAAUCAUGGAUACACAGGCCAUGGCAACGAGGAAGAUUGGGCUACAAAGGCGAAGGCAUGGGCUGCUGCUAAAUCUGUUACAGAAAACCACCAUAUUCAACAGCAUGCCAUAUCCACAAAUAGGCCAGAAGUUCAUAAUUAUGGUUACCAGGAUCAGUAUCAGCAACCAGCUGGUCUGCCAGCAGAACCUUUACGCCCGCCAAUCCCUCAGUCGAGUAAUGACCACUUGCUGUUUGCAAUGAAAGGACAACACAGGGAAACGAAUUAUCUGCCAGCUAAUAUUGCAGAUGGAGGUCCAUUGAUGCCACCAGCAAAGAAUAUUGGUUCAUUUCCAUCCACCUAUGAGCAGGAGGUACCGUAUAAUUAUUCUUCUACUCCAGGUGUUGGAAAUGCUAUGAUUCAAUAUCCAAGCUCCCAGACUCAGCCACCUCCAACUGCAUCAACAAUUCAAGAUGGAUUUCCACAAGCAGCCUCCAGUAUGCAUAUUGCUCCUUCACUGGAACAACCUCAUUUUGGGCAUGAUGGACAGUCUUCCAAGAUUGUGGUUGAUCCCAGCGAUCAACCUUUGGAGUUCAAUAGCAGGAAAGCUCCUGAUAUGACCGUGCAUAGAACAACAAAUUUCAAUCCUAUAGCACCAUCUGAUCACGAUGCAGAUUCAGCAGCAACGCAUUCGUGGGUCCCAUCUACUACAGUACUUUUCCCUCAAUCUUCAGUACCACCUCAAGCAGCACAGAUGGACCCUUCGGUCCAUGCUGCACCACUCUUUGGAGCAGUUUCUGGUUCAAGCUAUGUUCCACCUGCAGCAUUUGGAGUUGGUAAUGUGAUGGAAACAUUCCCUGUGGAUGCAAGCACCCCUUUUAGUGUUGCAGAAAGAUCAAAGAAACCUCCAGUGCCAACCUGGCUUCGUGAAGAACUUUUGAAGAAGAAAUCUACAUCAGCCAGUGCUUCAGUGCAACACUCAACAGAGUUCCAUUCCACGGGAUCUGAAGACGCUGAAAAAACACUUAAAAUUGUUGAUCAGGCUGAGAGCAGAAGCCUAGAUUCAGUUAAAUCUACCGAUGAUGAUGAAGAUGAUGAGGACGAAAUUGAAGCAGCCCGGAUGGCAGCAAUCAACCAAGAAAUUAAGCGUGUAUUAACUGAAGUUCUCUUAAAGGUUACUGAUGAUCUUUUUGAUGAGAUCGCAACUAAAGUUUUGAAUGAAGAUGACUCAUCAGCUGAACCCAAUGAGCCCACUAGAGUUUCUAGCGUGAAGGGACCUGGUCUGGGAGAAUCAAAACCUAUGGUUGCAGCUAAAGUUGUUCUCCCUGCUAAGACGACCAAUGCUAGCUCAGCUAAUCAUUCUGAUUGUACUGAGUUAAGUUCCCCUAAAGGUGCUCUUCUUGGCCUUGCUAGUUAUGAUUCAGAUGAUGAGGAUGAUGAAGGUGAUGCUGAGGAUAAGGUUCCAGCAUCAAACUUAUCUGAAACUAAAGCUGGCACAGCUCAUCCGGAAGAAGGUGAAAAGGCCAGUGAUGGUGAACAGCGUGGAAAUCAUAAUGAAAGAAAUUCUGCAGUCCAGAACUCUUCCUCGGGAGAAGAUUGUCCUGAAGAUCGUAAAGUUAAUGACGAAAUGUUUCAUGGGGGCUCAACUACAGAACUUAAACAAGAGCUACAUAGCCAUGACACACACAGCAAGGAAUUUCCUUCAGAUGUCAAAAUAUCAAGUCAGCCGAAGGAUGUGGUUCCUACCAUGGAUGAGAAGACUCAUGUAUAUUUUCAAAAUGGAAAAGUUCCAUCUUCUGGCAUUCAUGCAGAAAAUUAUAGUGAUGUGGAGAGCGGUCAUAGGCAUUUAGGGAAGAGCAGCCAUCAGGAAAAUUAUGUCAAUGAGCCAAAGGCUGUUCGAAGAAAAGAACCUGAAUCUUCUUCCAAAAGAUAUAAUGAUGAUGGUAAAUCUAGCAUGUAUGGAAAUAUUGAUAAAAAAGGUAGCUUCAAGGAGGAAAAAGGUUCUGACAGCAGUGCGAAACAUGGAGCAGAUACUAGGGAAUCCUGUUCUAGAGGAAACUUUAAACAGGAUGAUGCAAAAGGAGAUAGAAAGGAUUAUCAAAAGGACAUAAGGGAGAAAAGCAGGGCUUCUAUGGAUAGAAGAGAGAAAGAGAAGGGUAAACAUGAUAAGGAGGACAGGUCAAGGCAAAUUACAAGGGGCUCAAGUAGCCAUACCAGUAGAAGGUCACGAUCACCAAGUGCAAGAAGUCGGACCAAAGAGUCUUCACAUCGAGAGAGUGUCUCAAGUGAUGAGCCUUCUGAAAAUGCGAAAAGGAGAAAGCUUCAUUCACGGAAAAGCAGCAUGUCGCCUUCACCUCCAAAAUCUAGGAACAGACGAAUUUCGCGGUCUCCACAUAGCAAGCAUUCUCACCGCAGGCAUUCCCCUCAUUCAUCUGCCGAAAGGAAGAAGCGGUCCAGAUCCAGAACCCCGGUCAAGAGAAGAUAGAAGAUCCUUCGAUGUUUUCAAGAUGCCUGGACAUCCUUGUGAUGGCAUAUCGCUGUGAUAUUAACCGCUGCAUCUUCUACCGUUUCAUCGAACAACACAUCGCACGGUGACAAGAUGCCCGCGGAUCAGAUCCAUGUUUACCAGCGUAUCUACGCUGGACAUUUGCCACAGGAUAUCAGAUUUUCUGUUCGAGCAGCGAGCAGUGUACUUCGUAAUUUUGUAGGCUUAGCGACCCACGCAAUAUGGCAUGUAUUAUACUCCAUCUUGUUUAUGGGAAAUUGUCAACACCCAGUCCGGUGUAUACUGGCUUGAGAUUAUCUCUAUUUUUUAUAGUUUUGAAGACCGGGUUUGCUAAAAAUACGGCGCCUAUCACUUAAUUUUAGUCAUU